Molecule: messenger RNA, 1674 nt
Organism: Brassicogethes aeneus
Lineage: Eukaryota; Metazoa; Arthropoda; Insecta; Coleoptera; Nitidulidae
Source: the annotation of a GenBank genome assembly
AUGGAUAUCGGCGAGUUACUGGACUAUAAGCCGCCGCAAGCGGUGAAAAGACCCGCUGAAGGCGAGGAGGAGGACGACGAAGAAAAAACUCGUAAAAUGCGUAGAAUCGCCCGCGCCAAGGCGAAUCGAAUGGCGAGACCGAGUUCCCCUACGCCGUCGAUGCAGGCUUUGGACCAAAUCACCGAUGAAGAGAGAGCGGAAAUACUGAGAUUCGUGGAGACUGAACAAACGCAAGGAGAGGUUGUUGACGAGCAGGGCAUUAAAAAGAUCGUUUUGAAUUUUGAGAAGAGGUGCUUGAAGAAUAGGGAGAUGAGGAUUAAGUUCCCGGAUUCUCCGGAGAAAUUUAUGGAGAGUGAAGUGGAACUACAUGAAACACUGCAGGAGAUGAGGGUUUUGGCGACAGCGCCCGAUUAUUACCCUCUGUUGGUUAAACUGCAGGUGAUUCCGAGUCUUUUGGAGCUGCUAUCACACGAUAACACUGAUGUGGCGGUAGCUACGGUGGAGUUACUGCAGGAAUUAACCGAUGUGGACAUUCUGAAUGAAUCUGAAGAAGGGGCUGAUGCUUUGAUAGAAGCUCUAUUGGAACACCAAGUUGUAGCACUACUGGUGCAGAAUUUGGACAGACUGGAUGAAACAGUGAAGGAAGAAUCUGAUGGGGUACACAACACUUUAUCGAUAAUCGAGAAUUUGAUUGAAUUGAGGAGUGAGAUCACCAAUGAGGCGGCUAAACAAGGUUUAUUGGCUUGGAUAUUGAAAAGGAUGAAGGUUAAGAGUCCUUUUGAUGGCAAUAAGUUGUACGCGAGUGAGAUGUUGUCGAUUUUGCUGCAGGAUAAUGAGAAAACCAGGGUUUCUCUUGGGGAAUUGGAUGGUAUUGAUGCAUUGUUGCAACAGUUGGCCUUCUAUAAGAGACACGACCCAAACAGUGCCGAAGAGCAUGAAUUUAUGGAGAACUUGUUUAAUUCUUUGUGUAGUUCUUUGAUGUCGGUGCCCAAUAGGGAUAAGUUUUUGAAGGGGGAGGGGUUACAGUUGAUGAACUUGAUGCUGAGAGAGAAGAAGACGUCGAGGAAUGGUUCUCUGAAAGUUGUGGACUACGCUAUGUCGGGCCCGCAUGGUAAAGACAACUGCAACAAGUUUGUGGACAUUCUAGGGUUGAGAACCAUAUUCCCGCUCUUCAUGAAAACGCCGAAGAAGAACCGGAAGAAGGUCCUGUCCACGGAAGAGCACGAGGAGCACGUUUGCUCGAUAAUAGCGUCGAUGCUGAGGAAUUGCAGGGGGUCGCAAAGGCAACGGUUGGUGAGCAAAUUCACGGAAAACGACCACGAAAAAGUGGAUAGAUUGUUGGAGCUGCACUUCAAGUAUCUGGAGAAAGUUGAGUCUGUCGAUGACGGCAUAGACGAGAAUGAAGAGCACGAUGAGGACGCGGCGUAUUUAAAACGGCUGGAAGGCGGACUUUUCACUCUACAACUCGUUGAUUACAUCAUCGUGGAGGUUUGUUCGGCCGGGGCUCCGAGUAUCAAACAGCGAGUGAUGCAGAGUUUAAACUUGAGAGGGGCUUCAUUAAAGACAAUUAAACAUAUUAUGCGGGAGUAUGCCGGCAAUUUGGGCGAAGAAGGGGACAAGGAAUGGCGGGACCAAGAACAGCAGCACAUUCUUAAUUUGGUCGAUAAGUUUUGA